Molecule: messenger RNA, 387 nt
Organism: Coniosporium apollinis CBS 100218
Lineage: Eukaryota; Fungi; Ascomycota; Dothideomycetes
Exons: 3
Coding region: 1-387 (128 amino acids)
Source: RefSeq, a predicted model, not a curated record
AUGGCUUCCUUAACACUCCUCUUAUCUAUACUCACUACCCUCGUCUCCCUCGCGGCCGCCCUACCCGCUUCCUCAAAUGCCAACCCGGACCUCGAAGUCCGUCAGACUGAGCUUCCUCUGUGGACGGGCGUCUACAUCUGCUCCGACGCCGACUUCCUCGGCAACUGCGAGCACCGCAUUCGCCCGCUCGGCAGCAAUAACUGCAUCCAGCUGGACGGCGAGACGACGGCAUUUGGGCCGGAUCGGGGGAUCUCAUGCACGUUGUUCAAAAACGGCCUCUGUCGCGCCCUCGACGGAGGCUCGCUCAGGCUCCAGUUCCCGGGCACGCCGAACGUAGGCCCGGAGUGGAACGAUGCGGCGCUGAGCUACUACUGUGUUGAGCUGUAG